This is a messenger RNA of Trypanosoma conorhini, 1296 nucleotides long. RefSeq names its product 40S ribosomal protein S24e. The record is from RefSeq and is a predicted model, not a curated record. NCBI's taxonomy places the organism in Eukaryota, Euglenozoa, Kinetoplastea, Trypanosomatida, Trypanosomatidae. The transcript has a single exon. The coding region runs from base 1 to 1296 and encodes 431 amino acids.
AUGCGGCUCAAUGUCAAUCAAUGCUUUCCAGAUCCGCUCUCACGGCAGUGGCCUGCCACCCACCACCCGGUGCUGUGCGAGUGCCGACAGCUGUACGUGCUCGUCUCCAUUUGCUGCUGUGUCCCAUCGGCGCACCUCCUCGUAAUGCACGACGGCGGGAGUAACAGCACCGUCACCUCCAUGCCAAAAGGGCCCACGUACUUGGAGCUCCGCAUCACCGAGCAGACUAGACGAGAGGCCUUCUGUGGGUUUCUCAUGCGGGCGGAGUCGGCGACCAUGGCGUCGGUGCCUCCCGGCUUCGCGGAGGACCACCGGCAGGUGACGGUGGUGUGCCUGCAGGAGUUAUCCGCCGCCUCCCCGCAGGUGCUGUCGGCGUUGAUGGACGUUUUAGUCUUUGGCCUUCUGCGGGUGGGAAAUACCGUGAAGCGGGUGCCGUCGCUGCGCAUCGUCGCCUUUUGCGACGCGCGGGCGUACGCCGCGGCGCUGCCUGAGUGCGUCCUUGACGCCUUCGCGCUGUCGACGUACAUGUCGGCGCUUGCCAUGGAGAGCGCCGCCGUGAUUCAGUCCGCCGACACGCAGAGCUCGAACGUGGUGAACAAGCGCCACAUGCUGGAGGUGAUGCUCUCGCCCGACGGCGACGACCUCGUCGAGACCGUGACCCUCGCGGGCGAGGUGUCGCGGUACCUGCGGCACCUGCUGGUGGUCCUCCGCAGCGCCAUGCUGGUCCACAGCGCCCCCGGCAGCUACGUCCCCACACGUGUCCCACGCAUGCUGCGGCUGCUGAAGGUCUUCGCGCUGCUCUUCGCCCCCGCCGCGCAGGACGGUCUCGGGAAGUUGCCCCUCGCUCUGCGUUCCACGUCCUUCACCACCCAGCGCGCGAGCGCCGUCGCGCCCAUCACGGACUUUGCCCACGUUGUGGUGUCUCCGGCGCACGUCAUGUGCCUGCUGUGCCCGAUGGUGGCGCACCUCUUUUCCGUGCGACGCGCGAUGGUGGCGGCGUCCCUCGGACCCGGCGCGGAGGGCAAGGAGAGCAGCCUUCUACUGGCCUCCGACGAGGAGGCGGGCGCGGCCGUCACGCUGUGGGACGCAAGGGCGGUGCUGUGGAUCUCAGUUUCGGGUGGCACCCACGCGGAAGUAACGUUCACUGGCGAUGAGACGUUGCGCCUGGGCCUGUCCACCACGCGGGACAUCGCGCGUGCCCUGCGGAGCAUCCACGAAGAGUGGCUGUCGUACCCGGAGUGCCGCGAGCUGGUGCGCGCGACGGUGCUGAAGCACAGCGCCCCGCCCAAGGGAUGA